Messenger RNA from Hymenoscyphus albidus, 2893 nucleotides. Lineage: Eukaryota; Fungi; Ascomycota; Leotiomycetes; Helotiales; Helotiaceae. The record is from the annotation of a GenBank genome assembly.
CGUAUAUGAUGCGAUCUUAAGUGGUAUUGUCUCAUACCACAGAGAAUUUGCACGAAUUAAGUCUUGCUGGGCUUGGUGGACGACCGCGUUGGAGAAGGGGGGGAUAGUCCGCACCUGUAUACGAGGAGGGUCCGUUAUGCGGUAACACCGAUGAGUCGCUUGCAGAUAUCCGCCACUCUCGGUUGAUGGAAUGUUUUGGGUCUAAGUUGCAAGGUGUCAGUUGUUGGCGUUUCUCUUAUUUGUUUUCCCGCUGUUUUGGCAUCAAGUAUGGAAAGCUUCUAUCACUCUAUUUCUUAGCGAUAUUGCGUAUCUCUCGGUAGACUGAGUUUGCGCUAUUCGCCGAGCUAUUGAGGCGAAAGAUCUCUUUUUUCCCCUCCGUAUAGUCCACUUGUUUCUGUGGGUUAUGCCUGGUAUUUCCUUCCUACUGUGCAACCACGAGGAUCAUUGGUUGGAAACAGAACAUAUGCAUAAGGAGAGCUGGGAUACGAGCCGAAUAGAGGGGAAGCUCUGCAAGUCCAAGGGUUUACGGCCUCGGUUCCUGGCUAUUGCUGGCUACCAUAUCUAAUGAAACGAUUACAGUCGACGGCGCUUUUUGUUUUGAAAACGGAGACUCUGGGGUGUCUUGGGAUAUUGAAUUUCCCACUCUUGCUCAGUCGUGAUCGGCGACACUAUUUCAUCAUCUCAGACAUAGACGCUGCGUUGUCGAGAGACUCGUCUUAUCAUAAGAAUCAAGUCCCUUCUUCCUAUUGAAAUCCAAGCAUCGCCAAAACCAGAAGUUCGGGCAAGAACAGCUUGCUUCAUCUGAUUGCCGAGAACAUGUCGAAACAAACGGCUGCUGGCGCUUCUGUGAAAAGCAACAGCUCUAGCCAAGAAUUUAGUGAUCCAGAUAGCAAGAACAAAAUCCAGUACGAUGAAAUAGCUACCUUUAGCGAUCCGGUACCAAAAGAUCGAGACAUUGCAGCUUCCAGCGAUCUUGCAUCCGACGAGAACGGCGAUGCCCUGAAGAACAAUCCUUUCUUGGAUCCCGAUGUCGCGGCCCAUUGGGCCAAUAUAUACGAAAAAUGUCAAUAUGAGUGCCGAGAUUCCUUCGAUCCUACUUUCACCUGGACACCCGGAGAAGAGAAGAAAUUGGUUAGGAGACUGGACUGGCGUGUUUGUAUGUGGGCUGUGAGUUAUGCACAUCAAUCAUUAAGUCUGUGUGUAAUGACUGAUAAUGCUUUCAACAGUGUGUCAUGUUUUUUGCGCUUCAGGUUGAUCGUGGGAAUUUGGUUCAAGCGAAUGCGGAUAAUUUACUGGAUGAUUUGAACUUGAAUACCAAUGGUAUGUUUCUGAGAUUGACAUCGUUCACGAUUCUGACUUGUCGCGAACAGAUUACAAUUUUGGAAAUGUCAUAUUUCUCUUCUCAUUUUUACUAGCCGAGCUUCCUUCGCAGCUUAUUGGGAAAUUGAUAGGACCCGAUAGAUGGAUUCCAAUUCAAAUCAGUCUCUGGUCGGCAGUAGCCAUGUCUCAAUGCGCUAUGCACAAUCGAACGGGAUUUUAUAUCACUCGCUGUCUUUUAGGGCUUCUCGAAGUAAGUCCCCCUCCACUACAAGUUCUCAAUUUCAAGCUAACGUGCAGCACUAGGGUGGAUUCAUUCCAGACAUUGUUCUCUGGCUGAGUUACUUCUACACCUCUCGCGAACUUCCAAUCCGUCUUUCCUACUUCUGGUCUGCCCUCUCCACAACAACAAUUGUCACCUCUCUCCUUGCCUUCGGUCUCCUUCGUAUGCGUGGAAUUCGAGGGUGGGCAGGCUGGCAGUGGCUUUUCCUGAUUGAAGGAGCCCUCACUCUUUGUAUAGGGCUCGCCUCUUUCUUCAUGAUGCCUGCCUCAGCGGCGCAAACAAAAACCUGGUUCCGACCAAAGGGAUGGUUCACAGAUCGCGAACUAAAAAUCGUCGUAAACCGAGUCUUACGCGAUGAUCCCAGCAAAGGAGAUAUGCACAACCGACAAGCCAUCACACCUAAACGUCUCUGGGAAGCCGCAAAGGACUAUGAUCUCUGGCCUCUAUACGCGAUUGGACUGAUCGCUUAUAUCCCGCAAUCACCACCAGCUACCUACAUCACGCUUACGUUGAGGAGUUUGGGAUUCAGUACUUUUGAUGCUAACCUUAUGACGAUUCCGUACUCGGUUGCUCAUAUUAUCACGCUUAUUGGGCUUACUUGGUUAAGUGAGAGACUCAAUUCGAGAGCUUUGGUGUCCAUUCUUCAACCUAUUUGGACGCUACCUUGCUUGAUCGCUUUGAGAUUUUGGAGUGGAGCACUCCAUGAUGCAUGGGGCACUUUUGCUAUCACGACCGUAUUGCUGAGUUAUCCUUAUUGUCAUGCUAUUCUGGUGGGAUGGGCCUCGAAGAACUCGAACAACGUGGGGGCGCGCGGUGUUUCAACUGCAUUUUAUAAUAUGGCGGUGCAGUUAGGAAACAUAUGUGCCAACUUUAUGUAUAUUCCCUUGCCCUUCUCUCGCUUUACGAGAAGCACAACAACUAAUAUUAUUCUAGGUACCGAGAAGAUGACAAGCCUUACUACCAUCGCGGAAAUCGGAAUCUGAUUAUCGUUAAUAUUCUGUCGUUAUGCCUGUUCGUGUUUACGAAGUUCUACUAUGUAUACAGGAACAAGCAAAAGGAUCGUGAGUGGGCUAAGAUGACUCCCGAGGAACAAUAUGCGUACAAGACAAAUACAGAACUUGAGGGAAGCAGAAGGAAGGAUUUCAGGUUUGCACAUUAGAUUUGUUUUGUUUAAUUUGGAGAGGAUAGACUGGAAUUAAAUAUAAAUAUAAUUUUUAUUAAGCUUAAGGGACAAGGGCACGCAAUGGAACAUCAGGCGGACAAGGUGAAUGCUCAAGGACUUGUAGAGUAGAC